This is a messenger RNA of Rotaria sp. Silwood1, 12687 nucleotides long. The record is from the annotation of a GenBank genome assembly. Lineage: Eukaryota; Metazoa; Rotifera; Eurotatoria; Philodinida; Philodinidae.
AUGCCACGUUUGACUACAAUACCACAAACAACAAAUUUUAAUGUAGAUUGUCCAUUAUCAAAAGCUGAUACUUAUGCUGAUGCAUUACUUCGUACAUUAUACUCUUUUAAGCUACCUUCAUCACCAAUGUCGUUAUAUGCUUGUCGACAGCAUCAGCGUCCGUAUCCUCAGUCAACAACGGUGUCACAAUCGAUCGUAAAUGAAUUAGUGAACGGCUCUUCAGAUAAUCAACAAUCAUUAGCUGAUCCUUCUUCGUUAUCCUCUUCAUCGUCAUCAUUAUUUAGUUCACCAUCAUCAUCUUCAUUAACUAAUACGAGUGCAAAUUAUUUUACACUCGAAGCACAUUUACCAUUAGUUAAAAAUAAAGUUGAACAAUUAGAAAAAUUCAAACGAUUACUUUCUCGUUUGGAUAACGUUUAUAAUUCUAAUAAUAAUCAAAAGAUGUCAACAUCAGCUUUACCACCACCAUCACCAGCACAUAUUACUGAUCGUUAUCUAUUUCGUUCACCUUCAAAUGAUAAUCGACUAUCAAGAAAAUCAUCAACAACAACAAAAAAAACUAAAUUACACAAUAUUCCAACAUCAUCAUCAUCAACACCACCAUCAGCAAGAAAACGUUAUAAAUUUUCAUCUGGUACAACUGAUCAAAAUAAUAAUAAUAUUUAUAAAUUUCCUAAUGAACAUACUGAAGCACGAUCACAUUCAACAGAUUCUGAUCGAUAUUAUUUUCCUUCAAAUGAUUCAACUAAACAACCACAACAAACAUUAACAUAUAUUCGUUCUGGUAAUGGAUUAGAAUCACAUAAAAUAACUUUUAUUAAUGGAACAUCAUCAACGACUGAUAAAACUUUAUUACCAAUAACAAAGUCAAUACAACCAACGUCUAUUAUACCUGAUACACCUUAUCUGUUUUCAAAGACGACAGAAUCUCAUCCACAUUCAACUCUAACAUCACCAGCUAACCCAGAAGAUGCAUGGAUACAUCAACGUCAGCAACCACAAAUUGUCUUUGAUAGCAUAACUGAUUUAUCACCAAGUUCACAAUUAAAACGUCCACGUACAUCAAGUACAAGUCCUGAACAUCGACAAACAACAAAACGUUCACCAGUACGUAUGGAUACAAUAACAUCAACAAAUGGUUCAUUAUCAACAUUAAGACGAUCACCACCAAAUAAAAUUCAAAAUGUUCGUUUUGAUCCAUCAUCAACACAACGUUCAUAUUUAGAUGAAGCACGGGAACGUUUAGCUGGUAAAAAACGUGGACGUUCACCACAAGCAUUUCAACAAUCAGUUGAUCGUCUUGUUUCAUCAACAAAUCAAAAAUAUCUUCAGCAACAACAAAUUCUUUCACCACCAAUACCAUUUCAACAACAACAUGAUUAUAUUAGUCAAUAUUAUGCACAAGAAGAACCACCUAUUGAUUAUCCAAUGGAUAGUGAUGAUGAUGAACAACAAAAACGUCCAUUUAUAUAUAAUCGUGGUUUAAAUACAAAUCGUACACAUACACAAAUUAUGAAAAAUGUUAAUAAAAGUUUACUUGAUGGUAAUUAUUUAGCUGAUGUUAAUCGUAUUAAACAAUUAGAUCAAACUUUUCAUCGAUAUUUACGUUCACUUGAAAAUCAAUCAUUACAACGUGAAUUAAAUUAUGAUUUAAUACGUUGUUUUUCAUCAACAUAUUUAGAUGAUUUACGACGCGAAGAAAAUCGAAAUUUUCAAACACGUAGUAAUAUGCGUUCAUAUACAUAUGAAGAUAUACAAGAUAUACAUAUGUCACCAACUUUAGAAGCAUAUAAAAUGAAACGAGCUAUUGAUAGAGAAAGACGUCUUCGAUUAAGUACAAGUUUUGAUGGACAAAUAACAUCAUCAACACCAACAUCAUCAAUUGGUGCUGGACUUUUAUCACCAUUAUUAUCAUCACAUAGUCCAAUUAUGACUGGAAGUUUAAAUGAAAAUAUGGAUGUACAAUCAGGUGGUUUUGAAACUGAUCGUCGAUCACAAAAAUCACAUACUUCAGUAAGUAUUGGUAGUCCACCAAUGUAUACAUCCGACAUAAAUUUUAGUACUGCAGUUAAAUAUUCUCAACCACCAAUAAUUGAAGUUGCUAAAACUCCCGUAGUUGAUCGUCAACAUCGUCCAUCAAAUUUAACUUCUACAAGUAUUCUUCAUAUAAAUGGAUCAGGUAUUCAAUCAAUUGAUAAUGAUUCACGUAAUGAAUUAAUCGUUAUUCGACCACCAGUUGUACAAAGACAAAAAAUUCGCACGGGUCGUGCACGUCGAACAUUAACUGAUGAUGGUAGUGCUGAUGUUGUUCAUCAUGUUGGUAUUAUUUCUCCACCACCAUCUUAUACAACUGUUAAGCAACGUCCAGUACCAAAACCAACAACUAUAACAACGAAGACAACAGAACAAUAUGAAACUCCUCAUGUAUUAACUGUUCCUCCUCCAGAUUUUGUUGAACGCACUCAUGUUUAUAUUCGCAAAGAUCGAGCUCACAGUAAUAUUGUUGAACCACCUUCAGAUGGUCUUAUUGAACGUGCAUUAACCACUUCACAACAAAUACUUUUCAAAGAUGUUGAUUAUGAGCCAAAUCUACAAAAAGCUACUCAGGUCAUUACACCGGCAGAUACUACAGAAAUAUCACCUCGUCGUUCUCCAACUAAAAUUUAUACUUCACCGACAAAUAUUGAAAAAGUUCCAGUAUUUCAUGCUGAUCGCGUUGAAAGUGCAUCAGGCAAUUAUGAUUUGUCUAUGGUUAAUAUAAAACAUGUAUUAACAUUAAAUCAAGGUGAAAUAAAUGAAUUAAAUUUAUUAGCACAACAAGCUCAACGUCUUCAAAUACCUCCACAUGAUUAUGAUCAUGCUAUGGUUAUUCUUACACCUGAGCAAACUCAACAUCAGCAUAAUAUUGAUCCUCAACCACUUUUAUUAGCUGCUGCUUAUGUAGGUCAAUUAUCUGAUGAACAAAAUGAACAAAUAACACGUCAUAUUGAUGAUGAAAUACAACGUCAACGUACACAAUUAAUAGCUCCUAUUGCUGAACAUAUGGCAAGAGUUGAACAAGAUAUUUCAGUAUUUGAAAAUAUUUCAACAGCAAAUAUUCAUCAAUAUUCUCGAAAUAAAUUAAAUCAAAUACCAGUUGAUAGUGGUAUUGUUUCAUUAAACACAUCACAGGCAAGUGAACAACCAAUGAUAUUAAAUGCAUCACGUAUGCAUCGAUUAGAUCAAUCUGAUGAAGAACGUUUAGAAACUUUACGUGAAGAUGAUUAUUAUCAAAGACGUAUACGUGCAUUAGAUCUUUUACGUCAAGUUGAAAUUGAUCCAAAUUCAAAUAUUCGACCUGUUCGUGAUGAACAACUAAAUAUAUUUGAACAUACAACAAAUAUUCCAUCAUCAACAUUGACAACACAACAGACAAAAGUUAUUGAUCAUGAUCGCAUUGAUCAAAUUCAAACAUUACAACAUACAGAUAAACCAAUUAUUUAUGAAACAUUAGGUGAAAAUUUACUUGAUAGAACUCCUAAUAUAGAAUAUUUAACUAGUUCACAUGUUGAACAAGAUUAUCAAUUAAAUAAUCGAUCAAAAGAGAAUCCAAUAAAUUGGGGGAAAAUAAUUCCUAUUAAACAACAUCGAUCAAUAGAAAGUCGAUUAUCUGAUACAGUUUAUGAACAAGCAAAACCUUUACUUCAAAGUCAAUUUGAUCAAAGAGAAAAUCUUCAACCUACACAAGAACCUACUAAACAUUUAGAAAUACUUAAAGAUUCUACAAAAAAUGUUGUCUACAAUUAUGAAAUGCCAACUAUUGAUGUCUGUAUUACUGUACCCUGUUCAUUUUUACCAAAUUUUCUUAAUCAUAUAUAUUUAACUAGUUAUUUAUUUAUUAAUAUAGGUGAACGAAAUGAAGUUCCAUUAUCUCGAACAUCGUCAUUUGGUUCUGACAAAGACUUAAAACUACAACCACAUGAUUCAGCUACAAUUAGAUAUGAUUAUUAUGAUAUUGCACCUCUUGACGAUGUAACACGACCAUUAUAUCAUCAUCCACCAGUACAAACACAUCAUGAUCAAGAACAUAUAUCUGUGGAUAUUGAUGCAGAACCAAUGGCUGUACAACUCGAAACAUCUUGGGUAACUGAUGUUUCACAUGGUCGUGCUUCAUUUACUGAAUCAGUUCAAAAAUUGAAUGCUCCUAAAACGCUUACUGAGCCAAGUCUCCAAGCUUUGCAGCUCGAAGAGCUGGCUACUGCUGCUACUGCUCUAGAAGAACAGCAUGCUACACAAAUAAUUCAAAGUGAUCAUUAUCAAAAACUUUUUCAAAAAAUUGAAGAAAAUAAUCGUGUACCAAUUGUUGUGUAUGAUACUGAUUGGAAAGAUGAAAAACUUAAACCUAUUUCAAAUGUAAUUCAAUCUAACAUAGAAAAUGCACAAGUACAAUAUCUAUCAACAGUUCAAUAUGAACAAGCUAAAAUAACUAAACCAAAAUCAAUCUUAUCACGUGAACGUUAUGAACAUAUUGAAAAUAAUAAUCAAGAAAUAACACAACAAAUUGAAACAAAAUCUAUUCAACGUGAUCGUUCUAUUGAACGACUUGAAACAAAUAAUAAAUUUGAAUAUUCAAAAAAAACUAAUCAAGAAAUUUUAUGUCGUCCUAUUAAUCAUCAUCUAGAAAUAAAUGAUGAACACAUAUCAUCAUUAUCAGAUGAUUCACUUUUAACUCAACAUCAACAAAAAUCAAACGUAAAUUUUGAUGAAGCAACUACUUUAGAAAAACCUCUUCGUUCGACAUCUUUUGUAACUCUAAAUUAUCCACAUCAUAAUCAAGAAUUAAAUCUACCAUGGCAACGAGUUUUUGAUCAAGAAUUUUCUGAUCAAUAUCAACAUUUACAACAACAUUUACAAAUUCAAACUGAACAACCAUCAAAAUUAUCUGAUAGUUCGCAACUUAUACAACAUCAACCAAAAUCAAUACUUUCAGAACAAUCUCUUCUUACUACUCCUCUAAACUAUGCUCAUCAUAAUCAAGAAUCAAAUCCAUCAUGGCAACAAGUUUCUGAUCGAAAUUUUUUCGAUCAAUAUCAACAUUUACAACAACAUUUACAAAUUCAAACUGAACAACCAUCACAAUUAUCUGAUGGUUCACAACUUAUACCAUUUCAACCAAAAUCAAUACUUUCAGAACAACCUCUUCUUACUACACCUCUAAACUACGCUUAUCAUAAUCAAGAAUCAAAUCCAUCAUGGCAACAAGUUUCUGAUCGAAAUUUUUUCGAUCCAUAUCAACAGUUUCAACAAAAUUUACAAAUUCAAACUGAAAAACCAUCGAAUUUAUCCGAUGGUUCACUUCUAAUACGACAUCAACCAGAAUCAAAUAUACAUAUCGAUGAAUCGAUUACACCUGAAAUUCCUCUUCGUUCUACUGCAUUUUUAACUCUAAACUAUGCACAUCAUAAUCAAGAACAAAGUUCCUCAUGGGAACAAGUUUUUGAUCAACAAUUUUCUAAUCAAUACCAACAGUUACAACAACACGGUCAGUAUCAAUCUGAUCAACCAUCACCACGAUAUUUACCAUUAAUAACACCCGCAGCUAAUGAAUGUACAAUAAAGGAAUCUGAUAAUUACGUUAGUGAGUUUCAUCAAGUACCUUUAUUACAUGAAAAUGUUCGUAUACAAAGUUGCGAUAAAAUUUCUCUUUUACCUUCAACACAAAUCAAUCAAUCAAGACCAAUCUAUCGUGUACGACAACAACAACUAUCAUCAAAGGAUGAAUGUGAUUAUUCUGUAAUAUCAUCAAUUCAUUCGAAUCGUAUUGAUCGAAUAGAUGCAACUUCAUAUGAACCAAUAAAUCUUGAAAAACGACCAGUUACAAUUGACAUUGAAGUUCGUGUACGACCAACAUAUUCUGAAACAUCAUCAAUACUUGAUAUGGAAUCAUUUUUAAAUCGUUUUGAAGAAAGUCUUGAACCCGAACAACAUUUACCAUUAAUUGAUCAAGUUUCUCUAUCAUAUACGACAUCAAUACAAUCAAAUAAUGAUAGCACACAACGUGCUAUUGAACGAUAUGAACAAAAACAUCCAUUUUUCAGUCGUUCAUUACCUAUUGAAUGGUUACAACCAACAAUAUUGCCACAUGAUGAACAACUAGUUGAACAAUUGAUUGUAGAAAAAAGUCUUGAAACUAUACAACAACAGGUAGAGUUGAAAACUAAUAUUGAGUGUUCAGAUUUUGUUGUUGCCGCUGCUGCUGCUGCUGCUAUUGCUAAUGAUGCUUAUUCUAUUGAUGAGAGGUUCGAAGACGAGAUAUCAAAUAGUGUAUAUACAAUAAAUAUCAAUAAUGAACAAGAAAAUAACCCUAUAGCUGCAGCUAUGAUUGUUAGUCAUUGUUCACCAACAAGUGACUAUGAAACCGAUUCACUUGAUAAAGAUAACGACACAACUUCGACGACGACUAGCAUUGGUGUUGGUCAUAUAAUUACAGCUACACCAAUAACAACAACUUUACCAUCACAAUCAUCAGAUAUAAUACCUACUGUACCUGUUGAUUAUUUACUUGAUACAUUAGCAAGUGAAAAAAAAAAUAAAUAUAAUCUUACUAAAGAAUUUUUAUUAACAAUUGGUUUCGGUCAACACGAAGAUAAUCAUAUUCAUCAUGCAAAAGAAAACGAACUUGAACAAGACGCUAAUAAUAAUAUAUUAUUAUAUAAUUUCAAUGAAUAUCAACAAGAAUUUUUAAAUAUUCUUUUUGAACCAGAACAUUUUCAUUUACCUAUUGUCAAUGAAAUUUUAAUCUAUCAAAUAAGUUUUCAUAAUCAAUAUUCAAACUUUUCAUCAUCGAAUUUUUUAUUACCGAUUAUUCAUUAUGAUGAUAAUAUAUCAUCAAAUGAAUAUAAAAUAACUAAUCAACAAGAUAUUUUUUCAAUUGCACAAAUAAAUCAUCAAUAUGAUUAUGACGAAGAUCUUAAAAGUAUAUCAUAUAAAUAUGAACAACCAUCUUAUAUCGAACAUUACCAUAUUCAAUCAUUAAAUCCAUUUUCUGAAACACUUUAUGCUGCUAUUGUUGAACCACCAAUAAUCAUUGAAAAUGAAGAUGAUCAUUCGACAUCAAGUAUUUUACCUGAUGUUAUUCCAUCAACAACAACAAUAAUAAAACAAAAUGAGGAAUAUAUUGAACAUGAAUCGAAAGUAGUAAGAAUUUCACCAAGAAGUUCAUCAAUUGAACCAACACCAUUACAUCCAUCAUUCAAUUCACCUGAUAGAGCUCGACAAACUACACAAACUGAUGAUUUAGAACAUUUACCUGAACAGAAAUAUAUCACAAUACAUACAGCCACGCCUACACCAUCUAUGCGUAAAGUUAUUCCAUCACGUCCCGGUCCUUUUAUUGAACAACCAAUAAUGACAGAAACUAUUGAUUUUAAAACCGAUCAACCAACUAGAAUUCCUUAUACAAGUGAAACAGAUAAACUUCAUUAUGCAGCAACAACUUUAAGAGAUCAAUCUGAUCAUUUACCACCAAAACAUUUACCUGUUGAACAUGUACCUGAUUUUGAGCGUGCGCGAUUAGUACCAAGUUCAACUGUACCAUUACAUGAUCUUAAUAAAACCGAAGUUCUUAUACGUGAUACUAUUGUUCAACAUGUAAGUGAAGAUGAAAAAUCAACAUCAAGUGAAGAAGUUGUUUUUGAAGAAUGGAGUGAAGAAUUUCGUUGUCGUCGUAUAGAUGAAUAUGAUAAAAAUACAAAUCAAUUAUUACGUUCAACUAUUGAUCAAACAGGUGAACGUAUUAAAAGUGAUGUUAUUAAAGAAGAAUAUAAAGAAAAAAAUGAACGUAUUAAAGGACAUAAAAGCUAUGAUGUUAUUAAAGAAGUCUAUCGUCGUGUACCAGCUCAUACAAUUGAUCCAACAAAAACAACAAUUGUUUCUAUGGAACGUCCACAAAGUCCUGUUUAUGAAGAAAUACCACCACCAUUCAUUUCAACAAUACCAACGACAACAACAUCAUCACCUAGUCGUCAAAUAAUUACUGAAAUUACACCACGAGAUCGUCAUUGGUCUUCGGAAGAUGUUUAUACAACAGAAAUAGUUUAUGAUGCAAAACUUGCACGUGAUAUUGAAUCAGUAGCAAAUGCUGAACGUUUUGAUACAAAAUUUGAUUCAACAACACCACCAUCAUCAUCAUCAACAACUUAUGAUCGUGUACGACCAGGUCAAUAUGUACCAAUACCAUCAACAAGUCAAACAAUAAUAUCAAGGGCACCAUCAUCAACAUAUGAUCAUAUAUCAAAUAUAAUAACACCAUCAACACAUAUAUCUGAUCGUCGACAACAACAACAACGUGAGGAAACAGUUAGUGAAGAAUACCAUGUUGAAGUUGAACAAGAACAUGCUGAUCGUCGCUUACCAUCAAAUCAAUAUCAAACAUCAGUAAUUAGUACACAACAACAACGAUAUGCAUCGUCAGAAGAUGAUAUGUCAGAUCCAUAUGUAACCACCGGUGAUCGUACAUAUCAUGGUUUAACAACAAUAAUUAAUGAAGCUGGACAAAAACGAGAUUCAAAUUGGAGAAAUAAACUUAAGCAAAUUUAUACACCAACAUCAGAUGAUGAUCAAUUUGAUCAGUUUGGAAAAUCAAUAAAUGGCAAUUAUACAGCACAACGAGUAUCUAUUGUACCAACAAAUAUUCAACAACAAUUCAAAGAUAAUUCAAUAAAUCUAUCUGGAUAUGAUAAAACAUUAUUUGAACAAAACAAAUUAAAAACAGCUCCCCCAUCACGACAUGCUGUCAAAGAAAUUCUUGUUCGUGUAUCUCGAGGGCUAUCACCAGAUAAACAGUUACAUCAACAAAUUUAUCAUCUUCGUUCAUCAUCGGAUGAAGAUGAACAGGAAAAUAAAAGAUUGGUACUAGUUGAUUCUAUUCGAUCACGUGAAACAAUUAAGAAAAUUACUUCAACAUCGCGUACCGAUGAUGAUCGUCCACAACCACCAAAACGAUCAUCAUCAUCAUCAAUUAUUGAUGAACGUCGAUCAAGAUUUGAACAACAACAAUUUGAUAGUACAAUUGAUUCAAUAAUAAAUCGAAUUGAUCGAUCAACAUGUAGUCGUGUCGGAGAAUUAAGAAAUACAUUUGAAUCAUCAACAAAUGGAACUAUAAAAAAUGACUUAUCAAAAUCUGAAAUACCAAUAUCUACUAGUUUAACAGAGCGACGACGAAUAUUUGAAGAACAAGAUCAAAUCAAUAAAGGAUGGACAUCAACAAAUCGUCGACCGAUUGAUGACUUUGAUACAAAUGAACGUCGUAUAAGUGAAACACAUACAGCUCCAUCACGUGUCACAGAACAUAUAUCACGUAUUGAAGGUGCUGAAUCAAAAUCAACAUCUCGUGUACAACCAACAGAUCGUCUUAGUCGUCCAGGAUUUGAUGCAAUUAAAUCAUCAUUAGAAUCAUCAAUGACCAAAACAACUGAACAAUUACCACCUCCACAAACAUCAACAGAUUUAACAAUAAAAGAUAAACGAAUAAUAUCAUCAAUUGAUUCAGAUUUAAGUGGUGCAUCACCACCUAUUUAUCAAAGUACACCUAAAUCAACAAAACAAAAACUUGAUGAAGAUGCUGGUCAUGAAAGUGAAGAUGAAUUAAGUGAUCCAACAAAUAAACAAGGACAACAAUAUGAUAUAAGACGACGUACACCAAAAACACGUCUUAGAGAUUUCUCACAAAGUACAACACAACCAUUAGAUGAUGCAACAUAUAUUAGUCAACGAAAUAAAUCAUCAUUUAAUGAAACAAAUAUGGAAAAUAUUCUUUCACAUGUACCAACAAGCAAAGGUAAAGGUCUUUUAAUCGAACUUUCUCCACAUAUAUCUCAUGAAAUUCCAAUAACAAGUACAACAACAAAACCAAUACGUGAUCCAUAUAAAUCCAGUAUGGGUUCAGAUUCAGGUAUGUUUGAAUAUUCUACAGCUACAAGUCAACGUUUACCGACAAGUUCAUCAUCAUGGCGUAAUAAUGCAUCAUCAUCAAUUAUUGAUGAUGUUAAUCGUACACCAACAAUACGUGAUAGUGGCAUUUAUGGUGAUUCAGUAUCAGCAACAUUAAGUUCACGUUAUGGUCGACGACAAACUUCUGACACUGAUCAAACAACAAUUCAUGGUGGAGAUGACUCAGUUUCACGAUCAUUAUAUAAAUAUGAUACCGAAAUUAUUUCCACCGAUCAAUUUAAUCAACAAAAACAACAACCACGUAAUAUUCGACGUCAAGUAACAAGUACACCACCAUCAGAUUAUGAAAAUAUUGCUAACUAUCAUAGUGGAUUAAGUUCGCAACGAAAAGUUCCUAUAACAACACAAUCACGUACAAUUAUGACAAAACCAUUAGUUGUUGAUGAAAUUGAAACAAUCGAAACUGAAACACGUGUUGAAUGUCAAGUACAACGUACACAUGAAAUUAAAGAAUCAACAACUAAAACUGGACAAACCGGUAGUCCAGGUGCACCAAAAACAGUUAUUACAACAACAACAACAACUACAACAACAACAGCUGCUCCAAUGGUACGUUCACCUGAAUGUUCAUCCGAUGAAGCAUCACGUACAAUAACACCAUCAAAACGAGCUCUAUUAAAUGAACGUACACAUUAUUAUGAUUCAACAAAAUCUAAUACAAUUCGUUCACCACCUGAAUCAACGUAUACACCAACAAAUGAAAUUCGUCAACAAACACAAACAUAUCGUGAAAGUGGUAUUCAUCAACAUCGUUAUGAUUCACCUCAAUCCGAUAGUAUAUCCUAUCCAAUACCACCACCACCAAUAACAACAACGAUGACAACAACAACAAGAAUACAAGAAGAAGAACCCGUUCGUAUUGAAGAAACAUGGUUUAAACCAAUACAACGUGAUCGUUCACAAGAUAGUUUAUUACAAGGUUCAUCAUCACGUUCAAAUGUUCGUACAUUAAGUUCUGGUCCACCACGUACUAUGGAAAUAACAUCAUUAAGUCCACAAAGUCAAGUUACAUUUGGUAAAUAUACACCAAAUGAAAUAAUUGCGAUUGUUCGUGUACCAGAAUUAUCUAAUGGUGUUGGUAUGAAAUCAAGUCCUUCAACAAUAAAACAUGGAACAAGUGAACCUGAACUUAAUGCACGAAUAAAACAAGAAGAACAACAACGUUCAAAAUUACAUUAUGAACGUAUUAAUUCAACAAGUUAUCGUCCAUCAACAAUAAAUCAAGAUUAUCAACAAAGACAAAGUCGAUCACGAAUAAGUCCAUACGAUACUACGAAUGAAUAUUCAUCUUCAUUAGGUGCUCAUGCACGUUCAUCAUCAUAUCAUUCAGUUUUACACGAACAAGAUCGACAACAGCAACAAGAACAAGAUCAAUAUUCUUCUUCUCCCUAUACAAAAUCAGCAUAUCGUCGACAAAUAAAACGUCGUACAGGUAGUCUUGGUAAUCUACUCGGUCCUAAUAUAGAAUUUGAAAUUGAAAUUGAAAAACGUCCGCCACAAUUACCUGAACAACCAACAGUUGUUGCACUUGAUCAACCAUCACGGGCCAUUGUAACAACAUCAAAAGAUGGUCGAGUGUCAAUUCAAAAUAUAGCUGCACGACCAGGAAAUACUGUCGUUAUUAAUAGUGAUUUUCAUUCAUCGGAUCGUUCAUUAAAUCGUUCAUCAGGUUAUUUUAGUGCUGAUGAAUUACGUUCACAAGGUCUUAAUACAAAUUAUUCAAGUGAUGAACAAUCAAGUGCUGCUACUGGUAUGAAUAUAAAUCAAAAUUCUCAAUCAUCAAAUACACCCUCAACACACACACGACGUUAUAAAAAUAAUGAACAAGUUACAUCCAAACUUCCAUCACAUUAUCGUACUAGACAACAGAAUAAUUAUCAACAAUUAAAUAAUGAUAAUUUUGAUAAACUUAAUCAAAUAGUUCAUCGUUAUUAUCGACAAUCAAAUAAUAUAAAUCCAAAUAAUAAUAGAACUGGUUUUAAUGAGACUAUUGAUCAAAUUGAUGCACUCUAUAAUAAUCUUGAUAUCCACAAAAAUGAUAAUUAUAUUCAUGAUAAUACGAAUUCGUCAACAGCAUAUGAUUUUUCAAAAUCAACAGCAAAUCGUCGUCAAAAUUUAUCACAAAAUACAAAUGAAUAUCAAAUGCGUUAUUCAUCAAUGGGUUUUCCACAUAUAUCGAAUGAUGAAAAUACAACAACAAAUUCAACUUUACGUCAUCUUGUAUCACCACCGAUGAUAUCAACUAAUGAUAAACGACAUAAUGAUACAAAUCGGGCUUAUAGUGAUAAUGAAAAUUUAAAUAAUAACAAUGAACAUAAUCGUAAUUGGGGUUCAUCAUCUUUGAAUGAUCUUGUUAUGACAACACCCAUUCGUCCAUCACAAUCAUUAUCAUCAUCAGGUAUAUUAGCUGAUUAUGCAACACCAGGUUCAAUUAGUCCGAAUUCAGGUUUUGGUUCAACACAAAAUGUUAUUUUACAACAAAAUCGUUUGAAUUCACAAGCACAAGUUGUUCAACGUAAUCGAACCUCCGUUAAACAAGUUAAACAAAAAAGUGCUGCAAAGAAAAAAAUUGGAAAUAUUCAGGGGCAAUAUAGCGAUGAGGAAGAUGAUAAUGAUUCAGCUGGUGGUCAUGAUUCACCACUGUCGGAUAAUGGCCGUCCACAACCACCAACGCGAUUUUCAACUCGUUAUCAAUAA